AAAAAAAAAAGUUGGCGUGUGUUGCUUUCGUUAAAUAGCAGAACCUUCUCUGUAACUUCUCGCGAUAAUUUGCGGUAUCUUCCUUUUCACUUUGUCGCCAUUAUGGGUAAACCCAGGGGUUUGAGGACUGCCAGAAAGUUGGUAAAUCACCGUCGUGACCAGAAAUGGCAUGAUAACGAUUACAAAAAGGCCCAUUUACCCUCAAGAUGGGUCAAGCCCUUCCAGGGAUCUUCCCACGCCAAGGGAAUUGUUUUGGAAAAAGUUGGUGUUGAAGCUAAACAGCCAAACUCUGCCAUUAGGAAGUGUGUGAGAGUGCAGCUUAUCAAGAAUGGGAAGAAAAUCACAGCUUUUGUUCCCAAUGACGGCUGUCUAAAUUACGUAGAGGAAAACGAUGAAGUUCUGGUAGCAGGAUUCGGAAGAAAAGGUCAUGCUGUGGGAGAUAUUCCUGGUGUACGAUUCAAGAUUGUCAAGGUGGCCAAUGUGUCCCUACUCGCUCUGUUCAAAGGAAAGAAAGAACGACCUAGGUCAUAAAAUGUACAAACUGUAAUAAAUGUUUGAGGGAAA
Messenger RNA from Ostrea edulis (European flat oyster), 564 nucleotides. RefSeq names its product 40S ribosomal protein S23. Gene Ontology annotation, biological process: translation. The transcript is spliced from 4 exons. Gene Ontology annotation, cellular component: cytosolic small ribosomal subunit; ribosome. Lineage: Eukaryota; Metazoa; Mollusca; Bivalvia; Ostreida; Ostreidae. Bases 103 to 531 code for a protein of 142 amino acids. The record is from RefSeq and is a predicted model, not a curated record. Gene Ontology annotation, molecular function: structural constituent of ribosome.